This is a messenger RNA of Capra hircus (goat), 5280 nucleotides long. It is a transcript of the gene YPEL1, whose product is annotated as yippee like 1. The record is from RefSeq and is a predicted model, not a curated record. The transcript has 8 exons. Lineage: Eukaryota; Metazoa; Chordata; Mammalia; Artiodactyla; Bovidae. Bases 2367 to 3095 code for a protein of 242 amino acids.
AUCUCCUUGCAGUCCAAGGGACUCUCAAGAGUCUUCUCUAACACCACAGUUCAAAAGCAUCAAUUCUUCGGCGCUCAGCCUGCUUUAUGGAUGGAGGGCUGUAUUUUUACCCCUCAGAGUUGUGUCCAAGGUGUUUCGGGUCUUGGAUCUGCUCCCAGAUGCUCUGUUGCUACACUGCUGUGUGCCAGCUUGUUCUCAGUUAGGCGGCCUUUCUUGUGGAGCUGGCUGGGGCUCCUGGGAGCGCUGAAUGAGGGUGUCGAGGCAUCCUGGUUCAGUGCCCAUCUCAAAGGAAACUUCCUAACUUGCAACCUUGUGUGUGAUGCUUCCCAGGAGUGGUUUCUUCUUUGCUGCUUUGGUGCAUGUCUCUUUACAACCUUAGUUUGCAUGGAAUGUUUUUAAACUGUGAAUGCUUGUUGAAUUUUUCCGAACUUUUCUCCAUCCAUUCAGAUAAAUGGAACAACUGGUGGAAAUUUUUCUAAUGUUAGAUCAUCUUGCGUUCUUGUGAUAAAACUGCCUCAACUGUACAGUCCUGUAACACAGAGCUGGGCCCCGCCUGGUCCACAGUACAUAGAUGUUUGCAUCGUGGUUUCUUUGAAGAAACUUGGUGAGUUCCAUUCUUGUUUUCCUUUUCUGGCUCUGCUGCAGGACUUGCGAGGUCUGUUCCCCAGCCACGGAUUGAACCUGAGCCCCAGCAGUGAAAGUGCUGACCCCCCGACAGGGGUUUGAGCUCCGGUUUCUUCACCAAAAUGAAGUGUAUCUGCCCUCAUCUGUGUUUGCUCCAUCAGUUGGUGAAAAAUCCAGUGGAAUGCAUGUGGCAUACUCAUGUACUAGGUAACUACGUGCAGUAUGCUGGAGUACAGAAGCUAUCACGCAGACUACAUUUAUAUGGUCCAACCACCAGUCCUAUUCUGAUUAUCAGUUUAUCUCAAGGUUGUUCCAACUUUUGAGACUGUUAGGAAGUGACAAGAUUUACACUUGCUACUUACCUCCCUGCUGUUUUAUCUAAUGGACCUUUUUCCAUUAAAUGUUAUUUAAGGGAAAUGCAAACGCAUGAAUGGUGUUUCAUCACUGUAACGCCCUCUUCUCUCCACCUGCUGCUCUAACCCGCUCAUCUUCCUGAAGUGUGGCCGACUGAGUGUCGUGCCCGGCGCACGGCGGGGAUCUGCGGUGCGUGCGCUCCCCCUGCCUCUUCCCGUGCAGGCUGUUAGCGCUUGGGGGGCUCUCUGUGCUGCACAGCCGAGGGCCUCGUUGGCGGCUUCGUAUGUAGUAGUGUGUGUGUGUGAGCCCCGAGCUCCAGCUUGUCCCUGCCCUGCCUGCCUCUCCCCUUUGGAGCCCUCAGCCCUUCUCCUGCGUUGGUUUCUGUUUUGUGCACCAGUUCGCUUGGCUCUUUAGAUCCCCCCGUAAGUGGCUCCUCACGCUGUCUGUCUAACUUCGCUUAACGUGACCAUCUCCAGGUCAGUCCACGCUGCUGCCAGUGGCAUCAUUGUGAAACGUGUACACAGAUGCCCCGCGGCACCUUCAUCCGCCCCUGUCAGUGGACACUCGGCUGCUUCCAUUCUCGGCUGUUGUGAACAGUGCUGAUGUGAAGGCUGGGCUGCAUGUAUCCUUCUGAAUGUUUUCUCCGGAUGAGUGGGGUCGGCAGGUUGUAUGGUGACUAUUUUCAGCUUUUUGUUAGGAAGCCCCCACACUCCUCCACAGUGGCCGCACCAGCUUGCGCUCCCAGCAGCAGCGUCGCGGGCUCCGCACCCUCUGCAGGCUUUGUCAGCUGUGGCCUUUGGGUGACGGCCCUUCCGGCCGGCGUGAGGUGCUGUCGCUGCGGCUCUGACUUGGUUUCUCGACUCUAACUUCUCUGUGGGAACCGCGCGUGUCAGCGAGUGACUGUGGCCACAGGUCUUGCUGCUGCCUUUGCGUCUCCUUUCGCCCUUUCUGUGCCUCAGUUUAAGGCGUGUGUCUUGGAAGCAGCAUCGAGGUAAAGUCUGUUUUCUGUCUAGUCUGAAACCUUCAACUCUAACGUGAGUCUGCUUACGUUUCACCUACGCACUGAAAUGCCUGGGUUUCCAUCUUCCUUCACUACCCUUCUUGCCCUUCCCCCGGCACGCUCCCUCCCUUCCUCACCUCCCUUCACACGUUUGGAAGUGACACAGCUACUCUUUUUGUUGGGACAGAUGUUUCAUCAGAAGCACCUUUACCCUUCAUUUAGCAGAGCGGCCCUUGAGUCCACACGCGAAGCUGCUUUUGGAUGCUGCUCUGACCGCGCCUCCGCCGUGCUCUCUUGCUCACCCAUCCCGAGCAAGUCCCAGCGCUCCGGAGCGAUCCUUGAAUCUCCUCCAGUGAUCCUUUCCUGAAGUCAAGCUGCUCGUCUGCAGAUGACGGGUCGCGAGCGCCGUGCAGCCUCGCUGCUGGGUGAUGCGCUGCGGCUGACCCUCCCUCUACCCUCCUGGGGUCUGCUGGAGAUCGGUCUGCGCUGUGUCCUUGAGUGCUGGCAACUCCUCUCGCGUCUCCUUCCGGCGUCCUCAGACGUGUCUGCGCUCCUGGUGUCCCUGCCAAGUCCAGCGUCGCGCGGACCGUCCCUGCGCUUUCUUCUGGGAGUUGCGCGGCUCUGGUGGCGGCGUCCCUCGCGCCCUCCGGGCAACGGCUGCGGCGUGCCCGUGCCCCCGUGCUGCUGCUGCUGGAGGGCCCAGCAGAGCCGCAGCUCCUCCCGAGCCAGCCCUGAGCGGAGCCGGGAGGGCCCCGCGAUGGUGAAGGUGACCAAGUCCAAAACUUUCCAAGCGUACCUGCCAAACUGCCACCGGACCUACAGCUGUGUCCACUGCAGGGCCCACCUGGCGAAUCAUGACGAGCUGAUCUCCAAGUCCUUUCAGGGAAGUCAGGGACGAGCCUACCUCUUCAACUCAGUGGUGAACGUGGGCUGCGGCCCUGCGGAGGAGCGAGUGCUGCUCACCGGCCUGCACGCCGUGGCCGACAUCCACUGCGAGAGUUGCAAGACCACGCUCGGGUGGAAAUACGAGCACGCCUUCGAAAGCAGCCAGAAGUAUAAAGAAGGGAAGUUCAUCAUCGAGCUCGCUCACAUGGUCAAAGACAACGGCUGGGAGUAAAGUGGGCGUCCCGUUCCCUGGGCGUGACCGAGACAGUCCCGUCAAGGAGCUGGGGCGCGUCCGAGGGCGGUGACCCCCCUGGCCGGCCCCUGGGUGAGGCAGCCCCCGCCAGCUAUGUCCUCUUCACGCACAUGGUUGUUUCUGAAAUGUUUCGAUGACCUGUUUCUAAUUUCUCAAGAUCCAGAGAAAGACCUGACUGAUGACGUGUCCAUCUAGCCCCUGCCUUCUGUAACCAGUGCUUUUAAGGCAGAGUUUGGCUGUGUUCUGUUUUGAUGGAAAACCAGACUGAGUGCCAUGGACCCCAGGGCGGCCUCUCUGGAGAGCCAGCCCUGCUCAUGUCUGGAGUGAAGGGAGGGGACCACUUCGCCCGACUCUUGGACCCACACUGUGGUGGUUCUGCACGCAGACCGCUGAGGGCAGAGCUCUGAAGGCUGUGCACCUCUGCACCAGGGUGCUUUCUAGCCUUGUUCAAGAGCAGACGGCGCCACUGGUAACCCUUAGAUGAGCGAGAGAGAGAAACGUGUCUAACGGAACACCCUGUUUGAAGCCAGUAGCUUCUUUGUCUAGAAGGCAGGUGAGCGAGUGGUCAGCAGACAUGGCCCCGGGCCUAUGCACAGCCCGAGCGGCUGGCCCACAGAGUUCGAGCUGAUCACACCGGACCGAGGGAAAGCGGACUUCCUUUUCUACUCUGAUGUACUUGAAGAAAAAGAAUUAUUUUUCCUGUAUUUGGAAGAGGCCAGAACAGGAUAAACUUCCAAACUAAGAUCUGCCACUGUUUUCGCGUUUUCCACAGAAGGUUCCAGCUGCAAGACAGGUGUAAACUCUGGUCGCUCGGGGGCCCCAGUCCACCCUGCUUCUGCUCGAGUUCCCAUGCACUGGGCCUCUGCAGGGCUGGGCUGCGUGUGGCUUCUGGCCAGUCUGCAGAGAGUGGAGGCCAAAAGGCCCUCUGGCCGGUGAGCCCGGCCUGCUCCUCGACGCAUCCAGAGGCCUUCAGUGUGCUCGCUGGGCCCUGAGACACCCAGGACCCUGGCUCCACAAUCCCACAGCCACAAACUGGAGACGGGGGGGCUCUCCCCUGAGCCAGAGCCCCAGCUGGUGCUCCAGAUCAGGUGAGCUUCCCGUGGGCACUCUCUGACCCACACCCAGGACCGCCCCCGGGUGCUGGGUCAUCCAUGAGGGUGCCCAGCAGGCCGCCUCCCGGCAGAGCCCCUUGAAGGUUUAGUGGGGGCCUGUCCUGAGGGCUGAGUCCGAACCCCCAAGAGCCAGCCUCAGCCAGCGGCCAGGCACUUCUCCAGCAGAUGCUUCUGGACGCCAAGAAGCCUCCUGUGGUUCCCAUGUCCACCGCACUCACACGUGGGCCAUGUGUACUGGGCACUUAGGUCUGGGCCGUCUCUGGGGGUGCGGCAGCCUUCCCCGCGGUGCGGGACGGCUGUGAAGCUGACGCCACGGCUCUCAGCCGCUUUCCUUUUGGGUCUUCUGCAAAACCCGAGCUCCUUUUGAAACCAAACGAACUGACCGUGAGUGGCUUCAAGGACGAAUGCUCCUGAGGCCACAGCCAGACGUGUGGGCAGAAUGCUGGGCGUCCCCUUUAAGUUCCUACACAGCUAUUACCCCGCGCCUUUUAUUUAAAUUAUUUAAGAUACUUUUUUCCUCGGAAGAGUGGGAGGUGAUGCAAGGAUUAUAAAUGUGCUUAAGCCCGCCAUGCAGUGUUCUCUGCACGUUUACUUUAGAAACGAGGUUUAGCUCUGGCCAUUCUGUACCUACAUGUAUAUAAGUAUAUAUAUAUAUAGUAUUUUUAUACCUUAAUGCUUACUCUUGAUGGCAUCCGUCAGCUAUUAGGAGGGAUCAGAAAUGGGAAUUGUUUCAUAAGUCCUUUACUUUACCUGAUGCCCUCAGCAGGGACUCACACAAUCUGAACGUUUUUAACAUCUAGAGAAGUACAAUCUCAGCUUAGACAUAAACCCUCCCUCGUCAGAGGCUCUGGGCGGGCGUCCCCUCUGUGGAGCUGUGGAUCUUCAGCCUGGGGUGGCUGGCCUUCCGUCAGGGCAGGUGGGCCCAGCCGCUGGAUGGACAGACGGAUGGACAGAAGCCCAGGCCAGCCCAAAGGCGUGCUCCCCAAGCAGGACCGCCCGUGUCUGGCCUCUCCAUGCUGUCUGAGCUUCCAAAAUAAAGCUUGCAAUGUUCA